Molecule: messenger RNA, 911 nt
Organism: Saitoella complicata NRRL Y-17804
Lineage: Eukaryota; Fungi; Ascomycota; Saitoellomycetes; Saitoellales; Saitoellaceae
Product: short chain dehydrogenase/reductase family
Exons: 2
Coding region: 61-891 (276 amino acids)
Molecular function (GO): oxidoreductase activity
Source: RefSeq, a predicted model, not a curated record
CACAAAACCCUCCCUCGACAUCUCCCUCUACAGACCUCUGAUCCGCUACCAAAGAACAAAAUGUCCGGCGACAACUCUUCCUCCUUCGACCUCCAAAACCUCUUCGGUGUCAAGGGCAAACACGUCCUCGUCACCGGCGGCGGGAAAGGUAUCGGACUCAUGAUCUCGGCGGGCUUCGUUGAGAACGGGGCGACCGUCUACAUCUCCUCUCGCUCGAAGAAGGAUUGUGACGAGGCCGCGGAACAUUUGAACCGACUUGGGAAGGGAAAGGCGGUCUCGAUUCCGUGUGAUUUGACAAAGUUGGAGGAGCAGAAGAAGUUGGUUGAAGAGAUUAAGAAGCACACCGACAAACUCCACGUCCUCGUCAACAACUCCGGCAACAACUGGGGCGCUCCCUACGACAAGUACCCAGACGAAGCCUGGUCCCGCGUCCUAACCCUAAACCUCCACCGCGUCUUCACCCUAACCCAGCUCGUUACCCCCCUCCUCCAACAAGCCUCCGCCGCACCCUCAUCCCUUUCCAACCCCGACCCAGCCCGCGUGAUCAACAUCGGGUCCGUCGAUGGUAUCCGCACGCCUUGGCUCGAGACGUUUGCGUAUUCGGCGAGUAAGGCUGGUGUGCAUCAUAUGACGGAGGUAUUGUCCCAUCACUUGGGGAAGAGGGGGAUUACGGUCAACUGUAUUGCUCCUGGUCCGUUCCAGAGUAAGAUGAUGGCUGCGACUCUUGAUAAGUUCUCGGAUAAGAUCACGGGUGGGAUUCCCUUGGGGAGGAUCGGGACGCCGGAGGAUGUUGCGGGUACAUGUAUCUGGUUGGCGAGCCGAGCUGGGGCGUACGUUAACGGUGCCAUCGUGUUGUUGGAUGGUGGCAGUGUGAAGGCUGCCAAGUUGUAAAUUGUCAGAGAUAGGGGGGC